GCACAGACAUAGCACCUUAGAAACAAUGCUUCUGUUUAAAAACAGUAAUUAAAUGCAGAUACGUUAAUGUAUCAGUGGUUUAAUUCAUACAGGUUUAGCAAAUAGUAUUAAAGGUGAACAAAUAAUAUUGAUAUGAUGACAAUAGUUACAUGGUUUGGUGGCUCAAAUUUGAAACGGGUCAGUUUUUAAUACAGACAAGUGGAGCACAUUUGUCAAGUUAUUUGGAACAAUGUGAUAUAUUAGGACGUCUUUUCUAUCCAUUCGUUGGAAUAUAUAACUUUGAGGACCUGGUCUUGGGAAUACUAAUACCAACCAAAAUGGUGUUUGAAUAUCAAUCCAAUUAUCAUAAAGGAUAUGUUGUGGAAUAUUUAGACAGUAAUACCUCCAAAAGGUGUGAAGGAUUCAUAUUGCUACCAGCUGAAAACCUUUGGCAUGAAGGAGUUCGUGGAUUUCUCUAUCUCCUUGCUUUGCUUUAUCUCUUUCUUGGGGUUGCUGUUGCCUCAGAUAUAUUUAUGAAUAGUAUUGAAGUGAUGACAAGCAAGAAAAGAACUAUUAAAAGAGUUGACCCAGAGAACCCUGACAAAGUUGUCACUAUAGAAGUAUUAGUAUGGAAUGAAACUGUGGCUAACUUGACAUUGAUGGCUCUUGGUAGCAGUGCUCCAGAAAUUCUCUUGGCCGUUAUAGAGCAGGUUCUAGUGUUGGGAGAAGACCAGGGAGAUUCUCUAGGCACAUUUACUAUUAUAGGAAGUGCUGCUUUUAACUUAUUUGUCAUAACUUCAAUAUGUGUUGUUAGUGUUUCUUCACCUGAUGUCAAAUUUAUUAAGGAGUUUGGAGUGUUUUUAACGACAACAUUUUAUUCUGUAUUUGCCUAUGUUUGGAUGUUACUUGUUGUUCAAGUUAUAUCUCCAGGAGAGAUUGAAUGGUGGGAAGCUUGGGUAACAAUAGCUUUCAUGCCAUUGUUUGUGUUGCAUUCAUAUGCUCAAGAUAGUGGGUGGUGGUGUCAUAAAUGCUGUAAAGGAGCUUCUGUGUCUGAUGAAACUGGAGAUAAACCAGCAAUUAGAGUAUUUACCCAUCAUGCCAGGAAAGGAUCAAUCACAGGACAUGCUGUACCUGGACAAGAAUUACACAUGUUAGAGGCUGCACAUAGAAACAAAGCUCACCAAUUAAGUUUGGCUGCAGAUAAUCACAAUUGUGUCAAGAGUGCUUCAUCAACAAAGUCGCCAAAUAAAAUAUCGAUAGAUAUUGAUAGCAAAGACAGUGACCAGACAGACACAGAGAGUAUAGACAGUAAACAUGGAGUGUCCAAACAAGGUGAUACUAAGGUGUUUGCUAGAGCAAGGUUUCGCCAUGCAGUUGUAAGUGCUAUGACUGGACAUAAACCUACAAAGAGACAUGGCAGUGCUGGUAAGACAAGGAUGUCUGAUAUUGUGUCUGCUGUACAAGGCAUUCAGGAUGUCUCUAAGAAAGGUCUCAUGCCUAGCUACGACCAGUUAUAUGGAAAGUUUACAUUUUCCUCACAAGUGUAUGAAGUGUUAGAAAGCAAAGGUCUCCUAGAAAUAGAUAUCCUGUUCCAUAGAAAGAUACCUGUGGGCAAGAGUAGUGGUGGCUUGCAGAUUAUGAAUGGACAGACAGUAAUGAUGAAUGAAACAACUGUGGAUCAAAAAUUUAAAGAUGUCAGUGUAGAAUAUGAAACUAGAGAAGGAUCAGCUAAAGCAGGAAGUAAAUUCAAAUAUACCAGUGGAACUCUGAAAUUUGCAGAAAAUGAGUAUAAGAAAACAGUUACCAUACCAAUCAUUCAAGACAAUCAGUACACAGGGAAUGCAGAUUUCUUUAUCCUUCUGAAAAAUCCAUCCUCUGGAGCAGGAAUUGGUGAUCCUAGUGUUGGUAGAGUUAACAUUGUAGAUGAUGAUGCACCUGGAGAGUUUCAGUUUAAAGACAGUCAUGUUUUUGCAAAAGAUGGAAAGAUUUCGGUUAAAAUUAUCAGGGAAAAGGGUUAUGAUGGAAAGGUUACUUUGGAAUAUAGUACACAUGAUGUGAGUGCUGUUGGUGGAGAGAGUUUGAAGGAGAAUGACUAUGUUGCUGUAGACCAUUCCCAUAUAGAAUUCAAACAUCAAGAAAAGUCUAAGACCAUCGAUGUCAAAGUUAACAAAGAGGCAAAGUUUGAACAUGGCCAGGGUUCCAAGAGUUUUAUUGUGACCAUUAAGAAUCCAUCAGUUGGAGCUAAAGUAGGAAAAACAGCUACAGUUGUGUGUCAUAUUAAUAAAGAAAGUUUAGAUGACAGAAUAGCUGAUGUUGUAGCUGAUAUGGAAGAAGAGGAAGAUAUGACAUGGGGAGGACAGUUUUAUAAUGCAUUUACCAUUGGUGGAGAAAAAGAUGAAGAAGGAAAUGAUAUCAGACCAAAAUGGCAUGAAUUUUUAUUACAUUUCCUUACUUUCUUCUGGAAAGUUGUUGGAGCUUGUAUUCCUCCAACGAAAUAUUUGGGAGCAUGGCCAGCAUUUGUUCUUUCGCUAAUGUAUAUUGGAGUAUUAACAUUGUUUAUUCAGCAAUUAGCUGGCUUGCUUGGUUGUGUAAUUGGUCUGGAAACCAGUGUUACCGGUAUAACUCUCAUUGCUCUGGGAACAAGUUUACCAGAUACAUUUGCUAGUCGUACAGCAGCCAAACAAGAUGAACAUGCUGAUGCAGCCAUUGGCAAUAUUACUGGUAGUAAUAGUGUAAAUGUAUUCCUGGGACUUGGUUUACCUUGGGUGUUAGCCACCAUGUAUGGAAUUCAUAUAGAUAAACCUUAUAAAGUGAAAACAGGAAACCUGACAGUCAGUGUCAUUAUAUUUUGUGUUUUAGCAGUUAUCUGUAUAGCUACACUCAUAAUAAGGAGAAAGCUUGUUGGUGGAGAACUUGGAGGCAAAAAUGCCGUUGUAAAAUGGUUGACAAGUUUCUUGUUGUUUUCGCUGUGGAUCAUAUACAUUGUCUUGUCAUCUUUGAGGGCAUAUGAUAUUAUCACUUGGUAAAUAGUGUCAUCAUUAGGGAACAUAUUUUUUAAGAUUUCCAUAUGGAACAAAUGCACUAUACUGGAAAAGUAUGUAUCUGAAGGGUUUAUCUACAUAUUAUAACAUACAUAUUUAACUAUUUAUUUGUUUGUUAGCAUUUUUUAAAUUUUAAAUGAAAAAAGCUGAUAUGUUAAGAGGAUGAAGAAGAAAUUCAUAUCAAGUUGUAAAAAUGAAAUAAAAAAAACAUAUUACAUUAUUGUUUUAUUUUAUUACAAUUUUAUGUAUUUCUUUUGUUUUUAAUUUUUGCUACACAACUCUCUAACUCUCAACCUGACAUUUGUUUUAAGAAUACCAUUCCUUAUGGUCCUUCUUUUGUUCAGGUCUUUGUUUGGGUGUUUGACAUAGUAUGACAGUGUUUUAUUUAUAUGUUAUUAGAAUAUUUGACAAAAUCAGUUUGAUUGAUACUUGUAUGUUGCUCAUAUUACACCUAGUCAUAUCAGUCAAAAAAUCAAAAUUACAUAGAACAGCUUAAUUUAUUCCUUAGGCAAAUAUUGUAAAUGCCUCCAUAGCAAGUCAAAAAGUACUAGCCAUUUUCAUACAUGAAUUGUGUAUGUGAUUAUAUCCAUCAGGUGAAAAUACUAUACAGAAAUGGUAAAUCUGAAAAGCAUUCAAUAAUUCAUCAAUCAUUAUAAUGAUGUGUGAUAUUAUUAAGGUAAAGUAAAAUAGACUCUUUAUUUCAUUAUGGAAUUGAGCAUCAGCACCCAUAUUACAGAAUAUAAAAUAGACUCUUUAUUUCAUUAUGGAAUUGAGCCUUAGCACCCAUAUUACAGAAUAUAAAAUAGACUCUUUACUUCAUUAUGGAAUUGAGUAUCAGCACCCAUAUUACAGAAAAUAAAGAAUAAUCUUUUAGUAGUGUCAAAUUUUAUAUUGGUAUACUUGAAAUAUUUUUUGAAAUAAUUGAAAAAUACAAUAAUUUGUUCUAAUCCUGCUGAGAGAUAUGUGAUCACCAAUUUUAAUUAGACAGUUGCCAAAAGAACAAAAGACAGGUGUGUUGAAACAAUGUUUUUUUUUAUAUUAGAAGUUAAACUAAGAAUUCAAGACUGUAUUUGGCAUUUAUAUAUACAUAAAUACAUUUAUGUAUGAUAUUAACCAUGAGUAUUAUUUUACAUGUAUAUAUAUAUAUAUAUCUAUAGAAAGCCAGUUGUGCAUGUUAAUUAGUGCUAAUAUAGCAUUUGAAUCUCUAUGAAGCAAACUGUGAUCAACUGUUAUAUUUUUUAUUAUUGUUUAUUUUUUGUUUAUUUUCUUGUUUUUGUAAAUAUUAUCAGUGUUGUAUAUCUGUUGAAAACCAUUGAUUAUGUUGUAUUUUUGUGUAUAGCGUAAAAUUUUACUUUUACAUUCCUUUGCCAAAUACACAGUAGAUUAUAUAUAUAUAUAUUAAGUUCUACACAAAUAGCAUAAUUAUUUGAUUCUGUAUGUAUAUACUUGUUUUGAGUUAUUGCUGUUUACCAAUUUGAAUAAUGUUUAUUUUGUUCACAGAAUAUUAAUAAUUGGUGCAAGUUUAAACCAAUACGUUUUAAUAUGUACAGUUUACAUUACACUGGACAGCAGUAAUUCUAAUGGUUUUAGAUAUGACUUAAACUUCCUUGAUAAUCCAAAAGCACCCAAUAGACAUAAAAUUGAUAUAAACUCAACACAAAAUAUUCUGCAGAUGUAAAUGUGUUAUGUUUUACCAAAGAUGAUAUUAGUUGAUUAUUUUAUGAAUAAGUAUAAAGUAGAGGAGAUUUAAAGUGAUACAUGUUUGUAUUUGGUAGUCAUACUGCAUAAUUACUUCUCAGUGCUUGAUUUCAACUUAUUUGUUUGUCCUAUGUAAUCUAUUUUGGUUUAUGUCUUUCCUAAAUGUCACCAAUAUGGAAAGGGAUAAAUGAAGCUUACAAUUUUUUACUAGAUUUCAGUCUUAGCAUCAUAUGUUGACUAUAUACUAAAAUAAUGGUAGACAUAAACUAGAGAUGAGCUUUUUAUCAUCUACAGACACUUUGAUACAUAUUACAUUUUGAAGUUGUUAUUACCCAUAAAGAAAAUAAAAGUUACCUUACAAUGUAUAUAAAAACUAUUUAAAGAAUUGUUUUCUGAUGGAUAACAGAUGAAUAGUGCUUGUUUUGAGGAUGACAGAUGUAUAGUUCUAGUUUGAUAUCUGUAAUAGUAGCAACUUUUGUUUAUUUUGUUGUUACAAUAAUCUGAAUUACAUUGGUUUGCUAAUUAAAGCAGUUGUUUUCUAUGUUUGUAAAAUUUAACGUAAUAAAGGUUUGAUUUUUUAUCCUG
Molecule: messenger RNA, 5303 nt
Organism: Mytilus californianus (California mussel)
Lineage: Eukaryota; Metazoa; Mollusca; Bivalvia; Mytilida; Mytilidae
Exons: 19
Coding region: 150-3005 (951 amino acids)
Biological process (GO): calcium ion transport; transmembrane transport; cell communication
Cellular component (GO): membrane
Molecular function (GO): calcium:sodium antiporter activity
Source: RefSeq, a predicted model, not a curated record